ACGCAGGGCGGCGGCCCCGGCCUAGGUGAGCUUGUUGAGACGAGUGUCGAACACUCCAUCUGCACCUUCCGGCCCCUCUCGCGUGAUCUAACCAACCAUGUAUCUGCUGCCCUACUCUGUUCGACGAUGAUGAUCAAGGCUGUCGAGGAUAGCCUGAAGCCCCCACUGGGGCGGAUCAACCUCUCCCGCCAGAAUUCAGGCUGGGGAAUUCCAUGUGCCAGGUUGCUAUACCUUGCUGGAUUUGGGAUAGCUUGCAACCCUGUGAUCUUACCACCCGUUUCAGUGAUUGGCUCUGUUGACUUGGAGUUUUGGACGGCGGGCAGCCAAUCGCGCCUUCUACUGAAUGGAGAUCUGUAG
Molecule: messenger RNA, 357 nt
Organism: Clonostachys rhizophaga
Lineage: Eukaryota; Fungi; Ascomycota; Sordariomycetes; Hypocreales; Bionectriaceae
Source: the annotation of a GenBank genome assembly